Malassezia japonica is the source of this 8019-nucleotide messenger RNA. RefSeq names its product chitin synthase. The coding region runs from base 1 to 8019 and encodes 2672 amino acids. NCBI's taxonomy places the organism in Eukaryota, Fungi, Basidiomycota, Malasseziomycetes, Malasseziales, Malasseziaceae. Gene Ontology annotation, molecular function: protein binding; ATP binding; cytoskeletal motor activity. Gene Ontology annotation, cellular component: myosin complex; cell septum; cell periphery. The transcript has 7 exons. The record is from RefSeq and is a predicted model, not a curated record.
AUGGCUGCGAACGCCCCGGGUCCAAAGACUGCUCCGUUGACGUGUCCGGGCCACACGCGUCCUGUUGUGCAUCUGGAGCACUCGGAGAAGCAGGAUGAUGGGACCUACCUCAUGUUGUCGAGCUGCAAAGACAGCAACCCCAUGCUUCGCGACUGGCUCGGUGACUGGAUUGGGACAUUUUUAGGCCACAAGGGUGCCGUUUGGAGUGCCAAGCUCUCGGGUGGAGACGCGGCGCGUGCGGUGACGGGCAGUGCUGACUUCUCGGCAAAGGUGUGGGACACCUAUACUGGGGAGUGUGUGCAGACCUAUUCACACAAUCAUAUUGUGCGCAGCGUGGCCGUGAACCAUGCAGGCACGCAGCUGCUGACGGGCGGCCACGAAAAAAAAUUGCGUCUAUUUGAUCUGCAAAAGGCAGGCACUUCCGCAGACGACGCACAGCUGUUCAAAACGAACGACCAAGGCACAACACACGACGGUGUGAUUCGCAGUGUCGUGCUUGGCCGCGGCACGAAUGGCGCGGAAAAUGUGGUGGUGACGGCUGCAGAAGACAAGCUGAUCCAGUGGUGGGAUCUGCGGACGCUUGAGCCCGUGCACGAAAUGACGCUCGACGAGCCGUUUGUCUCGAUGGACCGUUGCACCGGUACAUUUGGCGAAUACAUCACGAUUACCGCUGGGAAGGAUGCCAUGUUUGUGGAUUUGGCAAGUCACGAAGUGGUCAAGAAGCAUACACUCGACGUCGCCCCCUCGUCCGUGUACCUGCACCCCACGCAAGCCGACCGCUUCGUGGCAGGCAGCACGGCAGACGAAUGGGUGCGCGUAUACGACUACAACACCGCCGAGGUUCUCGAGCUGAGCAAGGGCCACCACGGUCCGGUGCACUGCGUGAGCUACUCGCCCGACGGCGAGGUGGCGGCCAGUGGCAGCGAGGACGGCACGAUCCGCCUAUGGCAGGCCCACCCCGGUACCAAGUAUGCAGACAUCUUUGACGAGCAUUGCCGCCUGAUCGCCAAGCCCAACACUUGCACGUAUGAAUCGUGCGGCAAGAGCUUUGCGCGCAGGUCGGAUCUAAAGCGCCGUGCCUUUGGCGACUCGAGCUCCUUGUCGCGCCACACUCGCACCCACGCGGGUAUGCGGCCGUACAAGUGCAAGGAGCCUUGGUGUGGUAAGGACUACACUCGCAAGGCCACGCUGCGCAUCCACGAGGUACGCAACCACCUCGAGGACAACGGCCAGGGAAGUGCCGACCGAGGGUGCAGCCGCCACGAAUGUGGGGCCCACGAGCCAGAGCUUGUCCGGUGCAACCUGUCGGGCAAUGUCAUUUAUGCCACGCGCGUCCCCCCCCGCCGCUUUGACGAGGCUCCUCCUCGUACUCGGGUACCCAACCUGCUCCACGACACUAACGUGACGCCGCCUACAACGCCGGAUGUGGUCGCUAGUAAUGCACCAUCCUGGGCGCCUUCGCUCGCGCAGCGGCGCCCUGUGCCCAUGCCGAGCCCGCUGUGCGUUGCGAACCUGGUGCAGGAGCUCCAGAGGCCAUGUACGCCCACCACGCCAGUCACGGAGCAUGCGAAUGCCAUGACGCUGCAGAACCUCCUUACAACGACCUUGACGCCUUCGCCCGUGUGCUGGAGCGCGCCUACGACGCCUGCCUACCCCACGACGCCGGUGUCGGCGCAUGCGGCGCAGGUACAGUGUGACGCACACAGCUCGUUCCUCGCGCCUAUGUCAGCACUAGCGACAUCGGCCAAGUGCGAGGCACAGAGUCCAUUCCCUACGCCGGCGCUAGCUCAAGCAUCAUCCGUCAAGUACGAGGACUCGAGCCCCCUCGCCACGCCCGUCUCAGCUCAAGCAGCGAACAUGUACGACGCCCAGAAUCCGCUGCUUGCCUCGAUCUUGGCCGGCGCAACGCCCGUCAAGUACGAGGUGCAAAGCGCAUUACCGACGCCACUCUCGGCUCCAUCCACCUCGGCAAAGUACGAGACCCAAGACACGUUCCUGGCGCCCGUAUCGGCGCAUGCACCUGUCCCGUACGAGGUACACGACCCAUUUUUUGCUCAGGCGGCAGCACACGAAGCGCAAAUUAAGCUGGAGUCCCAAGACUCAUUCAUCCCUCCGCUGCAGUCGUUUGUCGACGCGCUUUCAUACACGCCCCACGCUAUGACACACCCGCACAGCCUGCAUCGACGCGUCUGGCUUUUCCCGGUGGACGAGGGAAUGACGGAUGGGCAGGCCGUUAAGCACGCCAGCGUGCCCGCGGGUGAUGCGGAGGACGAGCUGAUGACGCAGCUUUGUCAUCGGUACUACCAGUCGAUGUACUACUCCCAAAUCCAGGAGAGUGUGUUGGUUGCCAUCAACCCGUUCCAUACACCUGUCGAUGUCAAUGGGGACGAUGUGCUGCGCGAGUAUACGCGCGCGUACCGCGACAUGCGGUACACGACCAACAGUAAUCCUGUCCCUCCUCAUAUCUUUGGCACGGCGUGCAAUGCAUACUACUAUAUGCAGCGCACCGGCCAGGACCAAAGUUUAUUCUUCCUCGGUGAGACGGCUAGUGGAAAGAGCGAGGCACGCCGCCUUGCGCUCCGCGCAUUGCUGAGCCUGAGUACAGCACUUCCCGGCAAGCGCGGCGCACGCCUCGCAAUCCAGCUGCCGGCCGCGCUGUACGCGAUGGAAUGUUUCGGCAACGCUGAAUCGGACGAAAACGCGAAUGCGUCCGGCAUGGCGCUCUACUCGGAGCUGCAGUUUAGCAAGAAUGGCCGAUUGCUGGGCAUGAAAAUGCUCAACUACUACCUCGAGCGCAGCCGGGUAUCGCCGCUGCGCACGACAGAACGCACCUUUCAUGUAUUCUACAUGCUGAUCGCAGGCGCCUCGCCCGAGGACCGCAACCGCUGGCGCUUUGAUGAUGCCCCAAGCUUCCGGUUGCUCACAACUAGUGGCCGAGGACCCCCUGCAGGCGAUGCGGGUGUGCUCAUCGCACGCUAUGAGCGUCUGGUGAACGCACUAGACCUCGUCGGCAUGCCGCCAGUGCAGCGCGCGUCGCUCUUUGAUAUGCUCGCUGCUAUUCUGCACAUUUCGAACCUUGACUUUGUGCAGGACGACGGGCCACACACUGCGGCGCGUGUCACGUCCGAAGAGCCGUUGUACAUUGCCGCCGCGCUGCUCGGCGUCGGCGCCAGUGCGCUUGCGAAUGCUUUGACACACCUGACCAAGGUGGUGAAGGGCGACCUGUGCACGGUCAUGCUCGACGCAAACGGCGCCGCAGCGAACCGCGACGCUCUCAUGCGCAUGCUCUACUCGCUCGUCUUUGCAUGGCUGAACGAGCAGAUGAACCAGCACCUGUCCAACGACCAAUUCCACACAUAUAUCGGCCUGCUCGACUUGCCGGGCUGGGGCAACCGCGUGUACAACACACUCGAUCAGUUUGCAGUGAACCUCGCACAAGACACGGUGCACCGUCACAUGUCGCGCGUCUUGCUUGAGCGCCGCAUCGACGAGAUGGACCGCGAGGGGUUGUCGCACAUGGCGCCUCUCCCGGUACCAAGUGACGAGACGGAGCGUCUGCGUCUCUUGACGCACAUGCCUGGUGGCCUGGUGCACAUCAUGGACGACCAGACCCGCCGCCGUCCCCGCAAGUCGGACCAGACAAUGGUUGCUGCGAUGCAAAAGCGCUGGAUGAACCACGAGGCACUCCGAAUCGAUACACCGGACCACCUCGGUCCCCAGGCCUUUGUUGUAACGCACUUCCAUGGCAACGUGUCGUACGAUCCCCAUGCAUGGCUGGAUCGCAACGACGAAUCGUUUGCCCUCGAGCACGUCUCACUGCUCCGGGGCGCCGACCGCCACUCGGAUGGUACGACUGGUCUUGGCUCGUCGAAUGCAUUUGUGCGUGGCCUCUUCCAGAGCGCAGCCGUCUGGACGCAGCUCCCGCACCAUAGCGGUGCGCCAGUCGUCGGAACACAAGCAGGGCUGCGUCCUUUGCGUGCGCCUUCGACAAAGCGCGUUGCUCGCAGCGGCACUCUGCGGGCCUCGACGUCGCGGCGCCAGCGUGCCACGGAUGAGGACGAAGACACGUACGGCGCUGAGAUGCUCGAAGCUCCCAAGCCGCCGCCCACGAACGAGAUGCCAUGCGUUCUCGGCGAGCUCCAGAACGCGCUUGGAACGCUGAUGGAAGUUAUCGACGAAACCAAGGCUUGGUUCGUCUUGUGCCUGCGCCCGAACAGCAACCAGCUCGCGAACCAAUGCGAGGCGCGCAUGAUUCGACGCCAGGCACAUGCCCUCGGCCUCGCACGGCUGCGGCACGGGCAUGCGCGCGAUUACAGCGUGACAUUGACUUAUGUCGAAUUCUGCGACCGCUACGGCACACUCGAUGGCCUCGAGCAGCUGGGUCUGCUCGGCGCGCCGUCGUCUGAAGCCAAGAUGCGCGUGAGUGAUGCGUGUGCGCUUAUGAACUGGUCGGAUGCGCACGUCGCGAUGGGUAUGCACAAGGUCUUUUUGUCGCACGAAGUCUUCCGUGAGCUUGAAGAUGCACUGCGCUUGCGUGAUCCCGAAGAGGUGCAGUACAACCUGCGCAAGGCUGCGGCAGAGGACGAGUUGAUGGAGGACGGUCAGGUGGACCCGUACUCACCAUAUGCCGACGUUGCUGCGCCAUCGGAAGACAUGCCGAAUCCGUUCGAGCCGAUCGAGGCGUGGCACCCUGCAUUUACGUACGCUGGCGAGUACGACGCAGAAGAAACGCAAACGCUUCUCAACAUGGACACAAGCGAAGAGAAAGGCAUCGCUGAGGAUGAUGCCUUGAUGAGCGAUGCGCUCGACGCCGGUCCAGGCGAUACUGGCACAGCCGAUGGUCCGCGCGUCACAGAAAAGGUCAAGGUCUCGACGCUGCGCAAGCAGUGGGUGGCGCUGACAUGGCUCUUUACGUGGUGGAUUCCGUCGUUUGUGUUGAAGCGCUUCAAGCGUUUCAAGCGCUCCGACGUGCGUAUGGCCUGGCGCGAAAAGCUGCUCAUCAACAUGAUGAUUUGGUUCGUGUGUCUCUGCUCGAUUUUUGUCAUUGUCUUUUUGGGCAAUGUCGUGUGUCCAAAAGAGCACCUUAUCAGCAGCAAUGAGUUGUCAGGCUACAAAGGCAAAAAGGCAUAUACCGCCAUCCGCGGCGAAGUGUUUAACUUGAAUGGUAUCAUUGACGGUCACGCCGCCGCCAUUCCGGUUGUCUCGCGCAAGACGCUGCAACAGUACGCGGGUGUGGAUGCGACCAAGAUUUUCCCGGUGCAGGUCAACGCGCUGUGCAACGGUGUGUCUGGCACAAUUUCGCCGUGGGUGACGCUCGACAAUAACAACAACACUGAUGCCAAUGCACAGUACCACGAUUUCCGUGCUUACAAAGGUGUGGACGUGCGUCCAGACUGGUACUACGAGCAGAUGUGGUACAUGCGCAACCAGUAUCGCGUCGCAAUGAUUGGAUACACCCCCAAGGAGAUUGACAAUGCGCAAGAGGACGGGCGGACUCUCGCCGUGUACAAUAAAGACAUUUACGACAUCUCGGACUAUGUCGCACAAGGCAAUCGUGGAGGUGUUUUGGUCCCGGAAGGCAUGGCCCCCCCUGCCAAUCUCGACCGCACCAUCCUCGCACCCGAGAUUGUGAAUCUCAUUGCACAGAAUCCUGGCGCAGAUAUUACCAAACGUUUCGACAAUCUGCACCUGGAUCCAGCCGUGCUCGAGCGUCAGCGCAUCUGUCUGCGCAAUCUCUUUUACAUCGGCCAAGUCGAUCAUCGAGAUUCGCCGCGUUGUACAUUCUCCAAGUACAUUUUGCUUGCGCUGUCGAUCAUCAUGGUCGCCACCGUCGGCUUCAAGUUCUUCGCGGCACUGCAGUUUGGCAGUGCACGGCCGCCCGAGGCGCAGGACAAGUUUGUCAUCUGCCAGGUUCCGUGUUACACUGAAGACACCGACUCGAUCCGCAAGACGGUCGACUCGCUUGCGAAGCUGAAGUACGACGACCGUCGCAAACUGCUCAUCCUUAUUUGCGAUGGUAACAUUGUCGGUGCAGGGAACGACGCGCCCACGCCACAGCUCGUGCUCGACCUCUUGGGUGCUGACACUAGCACCGAGGUGGAGCCGCGUAGUUUCGUGUCCCUCGGUGAAGGUGCGAAGCAGCAUAACAUGGCACGCGUGUACAGUGGCUUGUACGAACACGCCGGGCACAUGGUUCCCUACCUUGUCAUCGCCAAGUGUGGCCAGCCGAGUGAGACGACGCGUCCCGGUAACCGUGGUAAGCGUGACUCGCAGCUGGUCCUGAUGCGUUUCCUGAACAAGGUGCACUUUGGUCUGCCCAUGAGCCCCCUCGAGCUCGAGAUGUACCAUCACAUCAAAAAUAUUAUCGGUGUGAAUCCCAGCUUUUACGAGUAUAUUUUGCAAGUGGAUGCCGAUACUGAAGUCGAGCCCACGUCGCUUACACGCCUCGUCGCGUCGAUGGUGCACGACAAGAAAAUCAUCGGGCUGUGUGGUGAGACGGCAUUGGCGAACGAGCAGCAGAGCCUCACGACGAUGCUGCAGGUGUACGAAUACUACAUUUCUCACUUUAUGGUCAAGGCUUUCGAGAGCCUCUUUGGCUCGAUCACCUGUUUGCCUGGUUGUUUCUCCAUGUUCCGCAUCCGCACGCCCGACACGCAACGCCCUCUUUUCAUUUCUAAUACCGUGCUGGACGACUAUGCGGAAAACCGCGUGGACACGCUACACCUCAAGAACCUGCUGUACCUCGGUGAGGACCGCUACCUCACGACACUCGUCUUGAAGCACUUCCCCGACUACAAAACGACCUUUGUGCGUCACGCGCGCUGUUUGACGACAGCGCCGGACAGCUGGCGUGUGCUGCUUUCGCAGCGUCGCCGCUGGAUCAAUUCGACGGUGCACAACCUGGUCGAACUGCUGCGUACUCCGCAGCUCUGUGGUUUCUGUCUCUUUUCAAUGCGCUUCAUUGUGAUGAUUGAUCUACUGUCGACAAUUAUUGCGCCGGUCACGAUUGGAUACCUGGUCUAUCUCGUGAUUGUCGUGACGGUGGAAGGAGGUACGAUUCCCCUUACCUCGGUCAUUCUCCUUGCCGCGAUCUAUGGUCUGCAGGCCAUCAUUUUCUUGUUGCAUCGCCGCUUUGACAUGAUCGGAUGGAUGAUUGUGUAUAUCCUUGCGCUGCCGGUGUGGUCGCUGAUUUUGCCGCUCUACUCCUUCUGGCACAUGGACGACUUCUCGUGGGGCAACACGCGUAUUGUCACUGGCGAUCAUGGUGAAAAGCUCGUCGUGCACAACGAAGGCACCUUUGAUCCCGCCGAGAUUCCCCAUAUGACCUGGGAGGAGUACGAGAACGAGCUGUGGGAGAAGCGCUCUGGGCAAUCGGAUAAUGCGAGCUUCGCCGAGCACCCCCGUGUGCCCAUGUCCAAGUCGACGCGUGCUCUGUUGACGCGCGCGCCGAGCCUAUACGGUCAUGCCACGCACCCGGUUCCCGAGCUUUCGGAGCCGGAGGCUAUGCGGCACAGCAAGGCGUACACCGAUGGCCCCGAUGCGAUGGAUGCCGCCUGGCUCGCCCAGGAGACCUCGUCGUUGAUGGGCCACGGCGAAUACGAGAUGGGCCACCUCGGCAAGCGCCCGAUGAGCCAUGCUUCGUAUGGCUAUUCAUCGUAUGGCCACGGUUUCCCGAUGGAGCCCGCGCCCGAAUACGGUGUGGACCCCUACCAGGCGCCGAUGCAGCCGAGCGGUUAUGCGUGGGAGGCGGCUGCGCCCCGCGCGCCGUCCGCCGCCUUUGCGCCGUCCGAGCCUGGAACGCCUCCUGCCCAAGGUACCCUCAUUGAUACACGCCCCAACAGGCUGCCGCAUGACGAGGUGAUCCGGCACGACAUCCGCUCGAUCAUUGCGGAAAGUGAUCUGACAACGAUCACCAAGCGUCAGUUGCGCAACCAGCUCCAGGACAAGUAUGGCUGUCCGAUCGAUGAGAAAAAAGCCUACAUCAAUGCGCAGAUCGAGGCCGCGCUGCGCGACGUGUAG